Molecule: messenger RNA, 1642 nt
Organism: Anastrepha obliqua
Lineage: Eukaryota; Metazoa; Arthropoda; Insecta; Diptera; Tephritidae
Exons: 1
Coding region: 249-1424 (391 amino acids)
Source: RefSeq, a predicted model, not a curated record
AUAAUAAUAUUAAAAUGAAAAUUACGAAAUGUAUAAACAUUGAGAACAUAUAACACUCGAAAUAUUACCAACAUGCAAUCGACCACAAUAACAUCAAUUGUGAGUGCAAUAUAAAAUCAAUUAAUUGCAUUGCAGCAGCAUUGAGUUGACAAAAAACCGUCAAGCGCAUCGCAAACAAUCGGGCAGUCUUCAGAAAAUACAUACAUACUCGUACAUACAAAAGUAUACAAAGCAAAUCGUUGUUUAAUAUGCCACCUGCCACAGUCGUAUCCAAUACCCACUUAUGCUUGUACACAGUGGGUCUGCUACUUAUUUGGAUUAUCGUGAUAACAACAGCGGUGCCUUUUGAAAAGAAAGACCUAUAUACUGCGAAAUUAUGGGGCAAGAAUCCAGCACAAGAGCAGCGUUUGGAAAACAGUUGUAAGGCACUUUGUGGAGAAUGUGGUUGUAUGGGUUUUUACUGCGGCGAAGAAUGUCUCUGCGAGUACGAUAAGUAUAGCAAUUUUCAUGGAGGUUACCAAAAACGCAACAGUACAAAAACAAAACAAGCGUCAAAUUACGAAUGCAUUGCAUCAAUGCAGCAAGUAGCACAUACAGAAAGCCUACCUUUCGAAGUACUCAUUCAAGGACCAAGCAGUGAACGAUUCAUCCGCACGGCUGCGCAAUUCGAAUUGGAUACGGCGCGUGCAGCUGUCGCAUUGACGGGUACGCCUAAGAAACGCACUACCAUUUCCAUUUAUCGGCCGAAUAUGGCCACGCAAAGCAAUACACAGUUGCAGGCUAACGAAAGUCCGCAAGCUAUAAGUUUGGCUGCCGCUCGUCGUCGUCGUUCAACAGAGCCAUUAGACUGGUUUACUGACUUUGCCAACACUUUAGUGCGUCCAGCGCCGUUGCGUAGGCGCGAUGGCAGCAACAAGAAGCGCGAAACGCAGCGCAAGGAAGAUAAUGUGCCAUCCGAAAAAUCCAAUUCGUGGUUUAGUGAUCAUCCCAAUCGACUAUUACGUCCGGCACCGAUCUUUCGUAAACAAAAAUCUUCGAAAUCAGUUAAUAAGGAAAGUGAAGAAAGCGAAGAAAAUGAAACGAAACGCAAUUCGCAAGAAAUGUCAAUGGCACCCGUUGGAGAAGUAAUUAAAAAUACUAUACGGAAUUUUGAGGAAUCAGGAUUAGGUGAAGGAUUGCGUGCUGGACUACGUGAUGGCACCGAACUGUUGCAUAACACAUUUCAAGGUACCAAUUUAGAAUUGUUCCCAAAGCGUUUUCGUAAUGACUUUGCAGAGAUGCUCGAUGCGUGGUUGAAGAGUCAACAAGUUACCGAGGCUAGUAUGGAGGUGCCCGUUGUACAACCGCAUUCAGUGCAACCUGUUUUAAUGCCCUGGUUCCGUCCAGUACGCUUUUUACAACGCGUACAACAAGCGCUCAACUGAGAGGAGAGGUUUGAGGAGUAGUUCAAAGGGAAUCUAGAUAGGACUGAGAAUGUAACUGCAAAUAUGUACAUGCGUAAAUUUAGUAUAUUGUAUAUAUUUUUUAUUAAUAAAAACUGAAAAUAUUAUGUACACCUAAAAUUACUAUGGAUACUUUCCAAUAUACACAAGUAUUUUUUAUUGUUACUAUUUUUAAUAAUAAUAAAUAAAUUUUUAACGAA